AGUCAAAACAAAAACACGAGGAAGUGUUGUUCCUGAGGAAAUCUCUAAUUUCGCACCGUAAUUUGUGUCAUUUGGCAAUGUCAAGUAGUGAGGAUGAAGCUCCACCACCCACUGGACCCGUUGAGAAUGCGUGGAGUCUCAAAAUUCCCGAAUUCAAGCCGGAAGACAAUCCCAACGGGUUGCUGGAGGAGAGCUACUUUGCCACGCUGUUUCCCAAGUACCGAGAGAAGUAUCUCAAAGAGUGUUGGCCUCUGGUGAAGAAGUGCCUGGAGGGGCAUCAGAUUCGGGCGGAAUUGGACUUGAUUGAGGGCAGUAUGGUGGUGAAAACUACGCGGAAAACAUGGGAUCCAUACAUCAUCAUCAAGGCGCGUGACAUGAUUCGCUUGCUGGCCAGGAGUGUCCCAUUUGAGCAGGCGCAACGCGUGCUGGAGGACGAAGUGGGAUGUGAUGUGAUUCAGAUAGGCAAAAUCUGUCGGAAUCGCGAGAAGCUCGUGAAGAGACGUCAGCGAUUGAUUGGCCCCAAUGGAGCGACGCUUAAGUCUAUAGAACUCCUCACCAAUUGCUAUGUGAUGGUUCAGGGGAACACCGUGUCCGCCCUGGGCCCCUACAGAGGUCUGCAGUAUGUGCGGGAGAUUGUAAUUGACACCAUGAACAACGUCCAUCCGAUCUACAAUAUCAAAGCCCUGAUGAUUAAGCGCGAACUGGCCAAGGAUCCGAAAUUAAAUGGUGAAGAUUGGACGCGAUUCCUGCCCAAGUUCCGCAGCAAGAACGUCCAGCGGAAGCAGCCGAAGUCGAAGAAGCCCAAAAAGGAGUACACACCUUUCCCGCCACCGCAGCCUGAGAGCAAGAUCGACAAGCAACUGGCGUCCGGAGAGUACUUCCUCAAGGAGGAUCAGAAGCGCGCCAAGAAAUUGAAGGAGCGCGAUGAGAAGCAGAAGGCGGCGGCGAAGAAGCAGGAGGAGAGGCGCAACAAGGACUUCCAGCCGCCGGAAGAGGAGCCAAUGGCCAAGAAGAAGAGAGACAAGGCAGAGGAGAACAAAGUGGAUGUGAAGAAAUUGAAGGAGAAGAUCAAGAAGGCAAAUAAAAAGAAGGUAAAAGCGUGA
This is a messenger RNA of Phlebotomus argentipes, 1103 nucleotides long. It is a transcript of the gene dbe, whose product is annotated as KRR1 small subunit processome component homolog. The record is from RefSeq and is a predicted model, not a curated record. The transcript has a single exon. Gene Ontology annotation, cellular component: nucleolus; small-subunit processome. Gene Ontology annotation, molecular function: RNA binding. Lineage: Eukaryota; Metazoa; Arthropoda; Insecta; Diptera; Psychodidae. The coding region runs from base 78 to 1103 and encodes 341 amino acids.